AUGGUAGAUAAUAGACAAAGCUACAUAGAAGCCCUUGGAAACUUGAAAUUAUAUCCAUUUUCAGACAGAGAAACACUAUCUGUAUUGGAAUCUUUGGAAUCUACGUGUAAUAUUGUCAACAAAAAGGACUCGCACUUCUUUUCCGGCAUUUUAGAUAAGUUAGAGAACAAAUCGGAGAAUAAAUACAGAAACUGCCUUGAAUCACUACUAUCUUCGAAUUUUAUAGCGCAAAGAGAGGCUGGAACGAACGAUCUAGAGUCCGUUCUUCAAAGUAGGAUACACAGAGGUACUGGUAUAGCGCAGAUAACUGGGCCAAGUGGCUCUGGAAAGACGUUCAUUUGUAUGCUUCUAGCAAACAAACUACAAGGUAAUGUCAUAUAUCUGGAUACACAUGGCUCAUUUGAUCCAAAAAAGGUUUUAACAUUUGACUCCAAAACCUCCUCGUUUAUCCCAUUGCGCUUGUACAACUGUGAAGAGAUCUUAGUAUUCCUGGAAGAAUUUGAAACUCGCCUAUCUAGGGAUGAUGUAUUGUCAAGAAACUGCGGUAUUCGUGCACAGUCGGUUGAUAUGCUCAUUAUUGACUCACUAUGGUGUAUAGACCAAAUCCCAAAGUUUCACCUUCGCCACCGAUUCCUUGUUGACAUCUCAGUAAUAUUACGGAGAAUAUCUUGGACCUUUAAUAUAUCGGUUGUCGUUUGUUCCAAUGAAUACAAAGCCCACAAAAAUAAAAGGAUAAACAAGAUAUUUAACAAGUGGAAUGCGAAUUGCUACGUUCAUAUUCAUCUAAAACAAAAGCUUUUAAACUACCAAACGACAAUUCAAGAUACUUUAGAAAAUAAAAUAAGUUCGCAUGUAUAUAGAGUUAUGUCUAUUAACCCAGAAAGUUUGAUUUACAGCAAAGGGAUUAGGUUUUCUAUAAACAGACAAGAGGAUUUAUCGCAAACACAAAACUACAGCCAAGAUGGACCUAUCUACCCAGGACUACAGUUUUAA
Theileria equi strain WA is the source of this 993-nucleotide messenger RNA. RefSeq lists its product as hypothetical. The transcript has a single exon. The coding region runs from base 1 to 993 and encodes 330 amino acids. NCBI's taxonomy places the organism in Eukaryota, Apicomplexa, Aconoidasida, Piroplasmida, Theileriidae. Gene Ontology annotation, biological process: telomere maintenance; DNA strand invasion; reciprocal meiotic recombination. The record is from RefSeq and is a predicted model, not a curated record. Gene Ontology annotation, cellular component: replication fork; centrosome; Rad51B-Rad51C-Rad51D-XRCC2 complex. Gene Ontology annotation, molecular function: ATP-dependent activity, acting on DNA; single-stranded DNA binding; four-way junction DNA binding.